GAAGAUCAGCCUACAGCUGUGCUAUUGGUGCAUGUUAUACACUGUCAUAAGAGUUGGGUUGUUCCUAUUGUGCAAAGAGGAUAGAGCUUUGAGAAUCUUUGCAAAUUAUUGCAAUGACCUGCACAAAGAUCUCAUGUGACAGUUAAGCGAUGCAGGGAAAGUGAGAAUUCACAGACAGUGUGAGCAAAGGAGGAAGUGAGAAAUUCUAUCUCUUCAUCUGAAGGCUGAAGGGAGAUGGAGAGCAGACUGAAAUGAUGCAAAUAGGCUGUCACAGGUAAACAUCAGGAAUAAACCAAUCAUCCCAACAAUAAAUUGCCAGUGUGGUGAGGUGGGCAACAAAGGACUGAAACAAGUGAGCAAAAGACAGAAGAAGAACAGCAGAUCUACCUGAGAAAAUGUUUCAAAUCCUCACAAUACUAUUGCUGGAAACACAGCUCUCCAUGGUCUCAGCUUUAUUUACAGUUGAAGUUCCUCAACAGCUCUACACUGCGGAAUAUGGGAGCAAUGUGACCAUGGAAUGCAGAUUCCCUGUGAAUGGCUCUGUGGAUCUAGGACUCCUGACUGUUGUUUGGGAGCAGAAAAGGCAGGGCUCGUUGAAAUCAAAAGAGGUGUACACAUUCCGCAAUGGGAAGGCACUCCAUCCAUCUCAACAUCCUGAUUACAUAGGAAGAGCAUCACUUCUGCACAGUGAACUGAAGCUGGGACGAGCCAUCCUCCAGAUCACCAAUGUUAAGAUAACAGAUGCAGGAUCAUACCUUUGUCUCAUUGACUACCAGGGCGUGGACUACAAGUACAUUGCUUUGGAAGUAAGAGCAUCUUACAAGAGAAUAAACACUCAAGUAAUGAGAAUACCAGGUGAAGAAAAGUUUGUUUUUAUGUGCCAGUCAGAAGGCUUUCCUCUGGCAGAGGUUUUCUGGCAAAAUGAGAACCUCAAUCUCAGUGGAUCUGCAAAUACCACCUAUACACUGACUGCAGAUGGCCUCUACAAUGUCACCACCAUCCUGACAUUCAAACCAAAUAUGAGAGAAAACUACACGUGUGUCUUCUGGAACAAAGAACUGAAUGGAGAAACUUCAGCUCACUUUUCCCCUUUAGCUUUAAUGAGUACACAGUAUAGUGGACAAAAAUUCCUGAUAUCUUUAAUCAUCCCCACAUGUGUGACUGUAGCUGUCCUUCUCUCUGCACUAAUAAUAUUUCAGAAGAGAAAAUCAUUCAAGAAUGAGCAACCCAAAAAAGACAGGAAGAGAAAACUGAACCCUAAUGCAAAGGAUGAGAACAGUGAUGAUUUUAACUCUCAGACUGAGGCUUUAUACUUGUCAACUGUCACAGCUUCAAGAGACUGUGGGAGUGUAGGUCUGUGAAAAUUCUUCAUCUUGCAUGCCAUAAUUUGAACUUUUACCAUUGGUUUUUGGGGACUUCAAAAGAAAAUUACAGCACUUUAGCCUUAGGAUAAACAGUGAACUCAUGGGGAUGUAUUUGCACUGCAGCGAUUGAAAGCCAUGCCUCCUCAGAUACCAUAUCUUCUUGAAGUUACUGAGAACUAUGCUGUCAUGAAAUGUGGUUUAACACUGUGGAGAGGUCAGCUGAGUGCCUUUGAUACACUUUACUUUUGGACUUACUGUUGCUCAAGGGAUUUUUGUUUAAGAAUCAGCUGAGUGCUUUUGAUACACUUUACUUUUGAACUUACUGUUGCUCAAGGGAUUUUUGUUUAAGAAUGCCUUUAUCAACUAUUCCAGUCUCAGGAAUUGUGCUUGGAGUCAAAAAUCUUGUGGAAUUUGAAUAAAAGCUGUAAAUGCUA
Messenger RNA from Passer domesticus (house sparrow), 1798 nucleotides. Its product is annotated as programmed cell death 1 ligand 2-like. Gene Ontology annotation, cellular component: external side of plasma membrane. The record is from RefSeq and is a predicted model, not a curated record. The transcript has 8 exons. NCBI's taxonomy places the organism in Eukaryota, Metazoa, Chordata, Aves, Passeriformes, Passeridae. Bases 396 to 1361 code for a protein of 321 amino acids. Gene Ontology annotation, biological process: cellular response to lipopolysaccharide; negative regulation of T cell proliferation; T cell costimulation.